Daucus carota subsp. sativus is the source of this 1001-nucleotide messenger RNA. RefSeq lists its product as uncharacterized. The transcript is spliced from 2 exons. NCBI's taxonomy places the organism in Eukaryota, Viridiplantae, Streptophyta, Magnoliopsida, Apiales, Apiaceae. Bases 198 to 695 code for a protein of 165 amino acids. The record is from RefSeq and is a predicted model, not a curated record.
UACACUUUCAAACUCACAAUUUUUUAUAACGUGACUUUGCACCCGAAAGAAUAAUAUUAUUUUUAUCAUCAUGUAGUAUAAAUAUGUGUUGAAUGCUUUUGUUGUGAGCUUCACAUGAUAGAAGUCUUACACAUUUUACCAAGUCUUUUUUUGUUGUAGGGAAACUAGGAUCAAGUUGUGUUUAAGGUUUGGACAGUAUGGAUGGGAGGAACUGGAGCUGGCAUAAUGUGGUUGAUGUGUCUCCUUUUUUGUUGUACGAGUCCACGGGGGAUUCUGAGGUUAAUUCUGAGAUGAAUUUGGAGAAUUUGGAGAUGAAACAGUACGAGGCUGAUGAUGCUAUGUCGUGUUGUUCGGACUCGUAUGAUAGUACAGCGUUCGGGAAAUGUUAUGGUGAUCGUGAUAAUGAAUGUGUGCAGAGUUCUAAGAAGAAGUCGAAGAAGAAGGAGGAGUACUACGCGAGAUGUCUCAAGAAGAAGGGGAAGAAAAAGGAGCAGGAUUACGGGUAUAAUCCUAAUUAUAGGGAUUGUAAUGAUGACGAUGAUGAGGAUGAUGGCGCGAUUAAUCAGGUGUGGAGUAGUUGCGGGAAAAUGGGGUACGUUGUGUCGAGGCAGCAGAAGAAGAACGGGAAAUCUAAUGUGAUGGAGCCUAAAGAGGAGAAUGACAAGUUGUUCUGGGACACUUGCUUAGGUUCUUGAGGUUCUCUGAUUUUUAUUUCGCGGUCCUUUAACACGUUCUCGAUAACAAGAGACUAAUGGUUCAAAUCUCAGCUUUGCUUUUAGCGUGUGAAUAUCCAAAUCUAUCUAUUAAUCAUCUUCUUAAGAAAGAAGCAACAAACGGAAUUUGGCAAAGUGAUAUUGAAAUUCAUUUUCCUUCACAGACAAGCAAGUGUGGAUGUAUAUAUCUUUAUUUCGGAUAAUAUGUCAAUAUUACUUUUCCUCCAGUUCUCAUUUUCUCAUUGCUUUAGGUUAAACCAGUAAAAUAUACUUUUCAUUUGAUUUGAA